Molecule: messenger RNA, 2549 nt
Organism: Lampris incognitus (smalleye Pacific opah)
Lineage: Eukaryota; Metazoa; Chordata; Actinopteri; Lampriformes; Lampridae
Gene: pawr
Product: PRKC, apoptosis, WT1, regulator
Exons: 7
Coding region: 310-1440 (376 amino acids)
Biological process (GO): apoptotic process; positive regulation of apoptotic process
Cellular component (GO): cytoplasm
Source: RefSeq, a predicted model, not a curated record
CGACAGACACGCCACUUAGGUGAGUUUCCAGAAACAACUUGUCGUCCGGGUUCCGCAGCUCCGUGUGGGUUUUCCAGCGACUCGGACUCGAACGAGCCCGACUCGGGAAAAGCUGCUUGAGAUAAAGUUGAGAACCCCGGGUCAGUCUGUUGGAGGAAUGCGGUGUGGCAGCGGGACCGGAGCACGCUUGUCCGACUGAGCCGGACGGUGAAAAGUUCCGACACCAACUCCGGAGAGGCGCGUUCUCGCCGAGCUGGCGUGCCUGUGAGACGGAUCAGAGAGGAGCUAAACGGAAAGGGGGGAAUAAUAAUGGCAACGGGAGGGUUCAAAUCCACCGCAGCGACGGACUUUCUGGAGGAGUGGAAAGCCAAACGGGAGAAAAUGAGAGCGAAAAUGCUCGGGGACAUCGCUGCGGCCACCGGCGCUGUUACAGGUAGCGCCUCCUCCUCCUCCUCCUCCCCAGCCGCCGCCACCGCCGCCGCGUCCCUCGCAAACCCCGGCAAGGGCGAAACGCGCAACGCCGCUCCGAGCGCCGAGCACCACCACCAACAACACCACCACCACAACAACAACAACGGCAACGCGUCCGAGCGCGGCGGCCCCGCCGUCAACUGCGUCUCGUCCUCGUCCUCCUCCUCCUCCUCCUGCGCCGUGGCCCGGUCCGCCUCUUCCUCGGCCCUGAGGAGACCCGAGGAGGAGGCGCACCCGACGCCGGCCACCCCGGGGAAUCACCCGAAGAAGGCGCCGCCGCCGCCGACGGAGAAGGUGCCGUGCGCCUCCCCGGAGUCCAGUCCCAUCGCCUGCAACGAAAGCGACAAGGAGAGCCCGUCCCCCAGCAAGGGCAAGGAGAAGAAGAGCACCGGCCCGAGCGCCAGGAAGGGCAAAGGGCAGAUAGAGAAGAGAAAGCUGAGGGAGAAGCGCAGAUCGACAGGUGUUGUCAGCAUACCGUCAAACGAGAGCCUGGAUGAGCUGGAUGACGAUGAUGGAGCGGAGAAGGAGAGGAAGAAGGAGCAGCAGCUGGUUCAGGCCAACACUUUCCAGAAUGAGGCCAUGACCGCUGAUCCCGGCACCGGCCACGUCAUGCAGGAAACUCCUCGAUCUGGGAGCGGACGCCACAAGAGCUCUGCAGGGCCUGGGUCAGAGGAGGAUGCAGGCGGCAACAGUCGACACCGACACGCCCGUCAUGGCCGAGAUGGCAGCACGACGGCGCCUGGGAGUCUGGAGAGGAGGAUGGAGGACAUGGAGAAGGAGUUGGCCAGAGAGCGUCAGGAGAACGCGAGGCUCCUGAAGGCCCACCAGGAUAAAGAUGACCUCAUCGGGAAACUGAAGGAGGAAAUCGACCUGCUGAACAGAGACCUGGAUGACAUCGAGGACGAGAACGAGCAGCUCAAACAGGAGAACAAGACUCUGCUGAAAGUGGUCGGCCAGCUGACAAGGUAGAACCUCACCAACCAAAAGGAUCCAACACGACCCCCCCCCCCCCCCAGGAGCGGCGCAUCUCUCCAAAACCUCCCCGCAUCUGUCAGCGUGACCUUUAUAUCUCUUUGAUUCUGUCUCUCUGUUUUUUGUUUCUCCCCCCCCCCCCCAUCUUUCUGGAUGUUGUGAAAGAGGAACUGUAAGGUAGUGGUCCUCCGAGCCUCUCGGCCUUUAAAAUACUUCCCCCGAGGACAAGUUCUUAGGGAGACUGAGUGAGACGGGGGGGCCUAAAUUUCCUUCGAACCCCUCCACGGUCUCACGGGAGGUUUCCGCAAAGGUAUAUUUAAUGUAAAUGUCUUGUACAUAGGCCAUUUUAGAUUGUUAAUUUUUAAUAAAGUCUGAAAAAAGGAAAAUGGAAAUAUAAUGAAUGUAUGUCCCGCGGCUGCAAGCACACAGGGUCUUCUCGUCAAGGUCACGGAGCUGUCCGUCACUGUUCGUGUAGUGUUCACCCAGAUCGACACGGUGUCUUCCGUGUUGCGUUCUCGUCUGAGGGGUGUCCACAAGACUAUCUCUGUUCGGUCCGUUCUUCCUGCUCCUCCGGUCGCCGGGACCUCGCAAGGCCGGGCUGUGUGCCGGAGUUUGUGUUUUAGCAUCGUUUAGUCUAAACGGCCCCUGCGGCCACCAGCCAAAGUGCCUUCUGGUGCACGCGAGACUCCUCUCGGAGCACGGUGUCCUUCAUUACAUACAGGUUCAAGUCUAGUCGCGUUCUCCAGUUCACAUCGGUGGCGGAUUUCCUCUGAUCCCAGCGGGGGUUUUGGGGUGCUUGUGAAUUGAGACAUAGAUGAAGUAACAGUCUGUACUGUACUCUGAAUACCGAUAAACCGGUGAACGCAAAGCGAGGCCUGUAGACUUACUCUGGGCUUUAGGCACUUCGGCGUUAGCAUCUUAGCAUGGGUAGAUGUCAGCGGUGAGAUAUUUUGAGGUAAUAACUUUUUUUGUGUAGCACGUAUGGGCCCUUUUCCAAUUGCAUUCUGGGAUUUCAGGCAUUUACGUGAUUUCAAGUUGCAGUUAAAAGUGUGGCGGUUAGACUUAUAUAUGAGGUGCAGCGGUGCAUUUUUUUAUUUUUUUUGUAU